CAAAUCAAAUCGUACAGAUCAGAAGAUCCACAGGUUGAAACUUCAAAUGUUCUUUCUCCCCAACUAAGCCAAAUCUAACCUGAAAGAGAAAAAAUAGAAUAAAAAACCCUAACCCUAGUUAAUUCUUUCACCUCCAAAGAAAAAAAAAAUUCAUUUCAUCAUCAAAACAAGCCAAGGAUUUGAACAUUUUACACAAACAAGCAAGAGCAAAGGACUGAAAAGAAAAUGCUAUAAUCAUUUUGAUUGGCAUUACAGCAAGAGAGAGAGAGAGAGAGAGAGAGAGAGAGAGAGGGAAAGAGAGAAUUGAGCAAAAAACAAAAAACAAAAAAGAGCUUUACUGUGCUGAUCUAGAUUUUAUCAUCAAUGGUUUUCAGUCUUGUGGAACCAGAGAUCCGACCUUUCUCCUGUAACAUCUUCAAAAUCCAAAUUCAACCCGGAUUUCCUCAUUCGAUCCUCAACAAAACCAUAUGCUCAAAAGUCAAUCUUUGAAUCCAAUUUUACCACAAUUUUUGAAGACCCUUAAAACACUAUUGUUAUGGGAGCUGAAAGGAAAUGGUUUUUCAGUCUUCUUUCCCUUACAUUUCUCUCCGUUCUCCUCCUCGUACUUUACUCGAUCUCACCUUUCAGCUCCCCUAGACCUUUCCCUUCACUGGUCCAACUCGGCCUUCCAUAUCCACCAGCUUUUGGGUAUUAUAUAUUUGGUGGAAAAGGCGAUAAAGAUCGGAUCUUUAGGCUACUCCUUGCUGUCUAUCACCCCAGGAAUCGUUAUGUAUUGCAUCUUGGAGCUGAUGCCACUGAUGGCGAACGGUAUAGUUUGGUUGUGGCUUUGAAAUCUGUGCCUGCUAUUAGGAGCUUUUCAAAUGUAGAUGUUAUAGGGAACCCUGAUCGGUUUUCGUAUAUGGGUUCUUCGUAUAUUGCUUCCACUUUGCACGCUGCCGCUAUUUUGAUGAAGGUUGAUCCUGGCUGGGAUUGGUUUAUUGCUUUGAGUGCUUUGGAUUAUCCCUUGCUUACUCAAGACGAUUUGUCCCAUGUGUUUUCAUCUGUUAGGAGGGACCUCAAUUUUAUUGAUCAUAACAAUGACCUUGGGUGGAAAGAAGAUCAACGGUUUCGGCCUAUUGUUGUUGACCCGGGGCUUUACCUAGCAAGGAGGACCAAAAUUUUUUAUGCUACAGAGAAACGGGCAAUGCCUGAUGCUUUUAAAAUAUUCACAGGUUCGCCGUGGGUUGUGUUAAGCAGAUCCUUUCUGGAAUUUUGCAUCUUUGGGUGGGAUAAUCUACCCCGGACACUUCUGAUGUAUUUCAACAAUGUUAUGUUAUCUGAAGAAAGCUAUUUUCAUACCGUCAUUUGCAAUUCACCAGAGUUAAAGAACACUACUGUAAACAGUGAUUUAAGAUAUAUGAUCUGGGACAAUCCUCCAAAGAUGGAACCCCACUUUCUCAACAUUUCUGAUUAUGAUCAAAUGGCUCAAAGUGGAGCGGCAUUUGCAAGAAUGUUUAAAGAAGAUGAUCCUGUGUUGGACAUGGUAGAUGAAAAGAUCCUCAAGCGCAAGCGAAACCAAGCUGCCCCAGGGGCAUGGUGCACUGGCCGAAAGAGCUGGUGGAGUGAUACUUGCUCACAGUGGGGUGAUGUAAAUGUCUUGAAACCCGGACCUCAAGCGAAGAAGUUUGCAGAAACCAUAACGAACCUUCUUGAUGACUGGAAUUCACAGUCCAAUCAGUGCAGGUUAAGCAGGUGAAUAUUACAUUACAUAGACUCACUGCAUUGACCUUGGUUCAAAAGAUAGAUACAUUCUUUUGGUCUGUAUGUCUAUUUUUCUGGGGGGUUUCCUCUGAAACACGGUUGAGAGAGAAACAAGUGAUUUCAUUUGAGGUUUUGGUCCACAAUGUUGGCUUCCAUUAUUUUAAUGGUGAAAAGCCACCCAGAAGUCAUUGUUAGGAGGACUUUCCUCUUUGAGCUGCCAUUUGCAUGCUGUUGUAAGGUCUACCCCCUCCUUUCAUUUGGCUGGCUGAUGUUAGAAAGACAAAUUCUUUAAUUAAAAUCUCUUCUCUGCC
This is a messenger RNA of Gossypium raimondii (Peruvian cotton), 2051 nucleotides long. RefSeq names its product beta-glucuronosyltransferase GlcAT14A. The coding region runs from base 536 to 1735 and encodes 399 amino acids. Gene Ontology annotation, cellular component: membrane. NCBI's taxonomy places the organism in Eukaryota, Viridiplantae, Streptophyta, Magnoliopsida, Malvales, Malvaceae. The transcript has 4 exons. The record is from RefSeq and is a predicted model, not a curated record. Gene Ontology annotation, molecular function: glucuronosyltransferase activity.